Messenger RNA from Heteronotia binoei (common prickly gecko), 1338 nucleotides. Its product is annotated as fibrocystin-like. The record is from RefSeq and is a predicted model, not a curated record. NCBI's taxonomy places the organism in Eukaryota, Metazoa, Chordata, Lepidosauria, Squamata, Gekkonidae. The coding region runs from base 1 to 1338 and encodes 445 amino acids. The transcript is spliced from 3 exons.
AUGACCGGCACCUUUGUGGAUAUCUUCAGUGAUGCCAUUUCAUCUCCCCAUGCCUCAAAACAUUCAUCAGUAUUUUACUCUAUCUUGCCAUCAAACCAGCUCUCAAAGAUUUGUUUUGCCACCGCAGUGACUCCCUCUUUAAAACUUUAUGUCAACAGUGGUAACAAUGCCACCAGGAUUCUCGUAGCGAUCUUCUAUGAUGCACCACGAAGCUUUCGUGUCUUUGCUAAAGGGAAGUAUAUCUCGCCAGUUCUUUCAUCUUCCAUCCCUUCCUCAGCAAAUGCCAUAACAGGAACCAACUCCUUUAACUUUCAGGAGAAUCUUUUAUAUGUUACCAUUAGUCAAGAAGACCCCGUUGAGAUAUAUGUUCAGAAUUCCCUUCAUGUUGCAUUCACUAUAGCAGAGACCAUCGGAGUAGAGAUUCAGGCAAUGGUGAUUGAGCGUCUGGUUGAUUUUUUACAGAUUGGGCACAGCCAAAUCAGAACAGUCCAUGACUCGUCAGGAAGUGAGGACACAUUAAAGAUUAUUGCGGACAAUACCACCAAGAAGAAACAUCAGUGUUCCACUAUGAAGUCUUGUAUGUUCACCCAUCACGGAGUUGGUCAACAGAGAGACCUAAUAGGUUCAACGGGGAGUUCCCAGCGGUCCCUUUGGGGGACUGGUUUAAGAGUACUAAUCCUGGAGAUCAGUGAUCCACCAUCCUUUCCGAACGACAAUCUCGUUUCCUCGUUUUCAAGCGAGAGAUUAAACAGCUUGGCCAACAUUCUCGUCAAUGCCCAACAGGUCGGUGAACUUCAACGAGCCAUCCAAUUGCCAGUGGACUCUUUAGUGGUAACAGUUUUUGCCACUUCAACUCCAGCAGAGGGAAAUUCUAGAAAUGGAAGCAGUGAAACUCGAAGAGCUUGCCUGUAUGUCAGGCCUUACAACCUCUCUGUCGGGAUUCAGCCUUCCGAUGGAAUUGUGGGUAGACCGCUGCCCAGGCAGCCUCAGGUUGUUUUCCUGGAUAAGCAGGGUCAGCGAGUUUUGAAAUUAGGCUUCACCUCCAAAUCAUGGAUUGUGGCAGCUCGUCUCCGAGGCGAUCCGAACGCCGUGUUGAAAGGUUUGGAUAUCUGCUUGGUUCUAAGCGUUCCUGGGCCCCAUCCUUCUCUUGUUCACAAAUGGAUUGGGAGUGUUCAUUUCCUUGAUAAGCACAUCAGGGACUUUGUCUGUACCCUGUAUAAUCCCAAAUGGACCUCUUUUGUGUAUCUCCUGCACAAGGUCCAGACAAAGCACUCUGUAAACUUCUCCUUUCCAACAAGCGUAACAACACUUGGCCUAGCACUGUCCCUGUUGCAGUGA